AUGGGCGGGUUCGAUCAGGAAGCCGAGUCGACUCAAAGGUGGAAGGCCGAACACGUUGUGCUGCUGCUGCUGCUGCUGCUGCUGCUGCUGCUGCUGCUGCUGGUGCUGGUGGUGGACUGGGCAGCUCAGUUGCCUUUGUGCAGCAGCAGCAGUGCAGUCAAUCUGGGAGCGGUGGAGACGCCCGAUGGCUUCCCCUCGGCGCCUGGGCAACUCGCCGCUCCUCAUCGGCGCUUGAGCCUAUCCUCACGCUCCCCGCUUUCGAUAGUUGUGGCGCUCACUCACUCGCUCAUGGGGCAGGCACUCGGUCCGGUUGAGCAGCGCGACGAGGGCGGGGGACUAGAGCAGCGUGGGAGCGUCAAGGCCCAGCCGCCGCCGCCGCCGCCGCAUCGCAUCAUCCUCGCCCAAAGCUCAACGCGUGCUGCUGCGGGCGGCGGGCAGCUGGGCGGUCGCGCUCUGCUGCCCCGAUUUUAUUUGUCGCCCGCCUCAGCCACCGCGAACCUCACUCGCUGGGCCGUCGCCAUCCUUCAGCCAUCCUCCUCAUCGCAACGUUCGCAUCGCACCCACGGCUACAUACGGCACCAACGAUUGCACAUCGCGUCGUCGUCCACUGCGAGACCCUCUCGUUCAGCUCCGUCUUGGCCAUACGCGCCCAUCCGCAACACUGCCGAAGUCUCUGACAACAGGACGCGCCUAAUCUCCGCUGCUGCUCAAGCCGUCUAUCGCUGCACUCCUUCCAACCCACGCCCGCUCGCUUCGCUGCUGCUACUGCUGCUUCUUCCAACCAUCGCUCCCGCUUCUAUCAUCUCUUAUCGCAGCGCUGCCCCCAUCCUCUGA
Molecule: messenger RNA, 834 nt
Organism: Moesziomyces antarcticus
Lineage: Eukaryota; Fungi; Basidiomycota; Ustilaginomycetes; Ustilaginales; Ustilaginaceae
Exons: 4
Coding region: 1-834 (277 amino acids)
Source: RefSeq, a predicted model, not a curated record